AUGUCCUAUUUGGUAUCAGCUUAUUGUUAUGACUAUGAAAGACUCAAUGAUCAAUCUCAACUUGCAACUGCCUCUACUAGAGUUGGACUAAAUUCUACAGCCUCUCAUUCUGCCGUGAUUGGUUUUAUUUUCAAAUUUAUGUUGCAAACUUCUAGCAAUUUGCAAUUGAAUUGUUUGGUAAACCAAGAGUUGGGAUGGGUUUGGUUCUGGUACCAUGUGAAGAAAUGGUGGUGUCUGUGCCCUCUUGAUAACACUGGUGAUCGGGCCAUCAUGCGCAUGCCUCAACUACUUCACCAAGUAUCUGCUAUCCUCCAACAGCACAGGGUCACAAUCAAUAGGAAAAGUAAGCUUUCAACUGCUCCUGAUAGGUUGAGCAUCUUCGGAUUGAAGAUACCUUACGCCAGGAGGGGGCUGAUGGUUCCAACAAUGAAAGUGAAAGCUUUUGGUUGCUUCAAAUGCAAGCUUUUCAAUCCAUGCAAGAAAAUACUAAGGUUGUUCAAGUUCAGACUCAGAAAGCCCCUCUUUAUAAGAAGACUUAGGUUUCGCCGUUCAGCACAUGAGACUGCAAGGCUAAGAAGAAGAGGGAGAGAGGAGGACCAAGUCAUGAAACUCGAGAGUUUCUCAGAAGUAGAACAUCACAACAAAGCAUCAGCACCAUUUCCAUCACCCCUCACUCCGGCUUACGUGAGAUUGAGUGCAGCAACUAGAAAAGAAGUGUCAGUUCAGGAUGAUGUAGAAGAUGCAUGCAGGAGCUUUGAGAAUUAUCUGGUGGAGAUGAUUGUGGAAGAGGGGAAAAUGCGGGAUUUGGCAGAUGUGGAAGAAUUGUUAUACUGUUGGAAGAAUCUCAAAAGUCCUGUCUUCAUUGAACUGGUGUGCAGAUUCUAUGGAGAGCUAUGCAGGGAUUUGUUUUCCAAUAACUACGAGGACAACAUUAACACCCCAAAGAGAAUCUUAAGAUGAAAUUGCUUUAUCUUACUGUUUGAGCACAGCUCAUGUCUUUACUUACAGCUUAUGUUGCACGGAUCCUACAAAUAUGCAUAGCUUUUGGAGGAUUCAACACACCCCUAGUGGUAUU
This is a messenger RNA of Solanum dulcamara, 1075 nucleotides long. RefSeq lists its product as uncharacterized. Gene Ontology annotation, biological process: negative regulation of DNA-templated transcription. The coding region runs from base 1 to 960 and encodes 319 amino acids. The transcript is spliced from 5 exons. NCBI's taxonomy places the organism in Eukaryota, Viridiplantae, Streptophyta, Magnoliopsida, Solanales, Solanaceae. The record is from RefSeq and is a predicted model, not a curated record.